Molecule: messenger RNA, 285 nt
Organism: Meloidogyne enterolobii
Lineage: Eukaryota; Metazoa; Nematoda; Chromadorea; Rhabditida; Meloidogynidae
Source: the annotation of a GenBank genome assembly
AUGGAAAAAGAGGAGAGAAAAGUCGCCGGCGACUUUGUCGCUUUUUUUGCGUGCUUACAUAAAAAGCGACUUCCGCCGGCGACUUGUCGCGCGCGACUUUGUCGCUUUUUUGAGUGCUUACAUAAACCGCGACUUCCGCCGGCGACAUGUCGCGCGCGAUUUUGUCGCUUUUUCGUGUGCUUACAUAAAAUGCGAUUUCCGCCGGCGACAUGUCGCCGGCGACACUUUUUUUGAUUCAAACAUGUUUGAAUUUUUGGCGACACUUUUUUGCAACAUGCUAUUUCU